Molecule: messenger RNA, 3521 nt
Organism: Gloeophyllum trabeum ATCC 11539
Lineage: Eukaryota; Fungi; Basidiomycota; Agaricomycetes; Gloeophyllales; Gloeophyllaceae
Exons: 4
Coding region: 148-3333 (1061 amino acids)
Molecular function (GO): ATP hydrolysis activity; translation elongation factor activity; ATP binding
Source: RefSeq, a predicted model, not a curated record
CCAUCUUCUCACCCUUUCCUCCUUCCUCCUUUAUAGAGGCUCCGGCCCAUCCGUAGAUAUAGAGUGUUCCUUGCUCCUUGUUCGCCUUUACGCGAUCUCGAUAUAGACAAGUCACUUCCUACUAUAUCUUCUACGAUUAAAUUCGACAUGCCCGCUGCUACCGCUGUCGCUGCUGCUACCCCCGCACUCGCCUCCCUGAAGGCUGCCGCCAACGGCACCCCCGUUGACGGCCAGACGGAUUUCGCUGCCCUUUUCUCGUCCGACAAGGCUGCUCGCGAAUCCGCAGCUCACUCUCUCGCCGCUGCUGCGCAACAAAAUGGGCCAUCCGCCCUCUCUGGCUUCCCCGAAGCCGCUGUCAAGGCUCUGGCCGACAAGAAGUCUCCCGCUGCGCGUGAGAGCGCAGCGAACGCUGUUAUCACGAUCGUCAAGGCUGGCGGUGUGAAGGCCCUCGAGCCCACUUUCAUCGACUCCGGCCUCUAUGCCGCUCUCAUUGAGACUUUCGCCGACAAGAUGCCCGCUGUCAGGACAGCGGCAGUCGAGGCCGUGCGGGAGUUCGUCGCAGCGAUGAACCCCUGGGCUUCUGCACUUGUACUUCCCGCCCUUCUCCACGAAAUCAAGACUGCCGGCAAAUGGCAAGUCAAGACUGGCGCUCUGGUUAUCCUGAACCAGCUUACCACCAGCGCCCCUGUCCAAAUCGCUAAGCUCAUGCCUGAGAUUGUUCCCGUCCUGUCCGAGGCUAUUUGGGAUACGAAGGCUGACGUGAAGAAGGCGGCUCGUGAUUCGCUGACAAAGGCUACGGCUCUCGUAUCGAACAAGGACAUUGAACGCUUUAUUCCGGCUCUAAUUAAGGCUCUGAUUAAUCCCGUUGAGGAGGUCCCUAAUACCAUCAAUCUCCUCUCGGCUACCACAUUCGUUUCCGAAGUAGACUCCCCUACCUUGUCUCUGAUGGUUCCCCUGUUGGCUCGUGGUCUCAACGAGAAGCCGACGGCCACCAAACGGAAGGUCGCAGUUAUCAUCGACAACAUGUCCAAGCUUGUCGACUCCCCUGUGACUGUCCGUCCGUUCAUCCCCAAGCUUCUCCCCGGCCUCAUCAAGGUCGAGACCACGAUCGGUGACCCCGAAGCUCGCAGCGUCGUCCAGAGGGCUAUCAAUACCCUCCGUCAAGUUGGCGAGGUACCGGCUGACAACGACGGCUCGAACCUUCCUCCCUUGAAGGUUCACGAGCCGAGUCAGUUGGCGAGCGGCCUGAUCUCCAUCUACAAGAAGGCUGGCGUUAACCCGGUUCCCUCCCCCUCGGACAUUCUCGUCGCCUACACAUCCCGCUUGGCGGCCACCAUGGUGAACUUGAAGAACUUCGACGCUUCCGAGUGGCAGACUCUUGCCCCUUACCUUGCUAUUGUGUCGCAGACUCCCGACCCCGCUUCCGUCGCCUCACAGUGGGCCGUCCGCUCGGCGUCCGAUGAGACCGUUGAUGAGGACGUUCCCGAGGAUGAGGAGGAGGGCGAGGACCUUUGCAACUGCCAGUUCUCUCUGGCUUACGGUGCGAAGAUCCUCCUCAACACUGCCACCCUGCGACUCAAGCGGGGUCACCGUUAUGGUCUCUGCGGUCGCAACGGUACUGGCAAGUCCACUCUCAUGCGCGCCAUCAACAACGGUCAGGUCGAGGGUUUCCCUUCUCCCGACGAGGUCCGCACCUUCUACGUCGAGCACGAUAUCGACGGCAGCGAGGAGGACAUGUCUGUCCUUCAGUGGAUCCUCAACGACAAGCGUAUCCAGGCGGACGAGAAGGAGAUUAUCGAGACCUUGGCCUCCGUUGGUUUCAGCGAUGAGCGCCAGAAGAGUUCGAUCGGUAGCUUGUCGGGUGGUUGGAAGAUGAAGUUGGCUUUGGCCAGGGCUAUGUUGUUCAAGGCUGACAUUCUCCUGCUCGACGAGCCUACCAACCAUUUGGACGUCGUCAACGUCGCCUGGUUGGAGAACUACCUCACCAGCCUGACGCACUGCACAUCCAUCAUUGUGUCGCACGACUCAAGCUUCCUGAACAACGUCAUCACCGACGUUCUUCACCUCAACAGGUUCAAGCUCAAGCGCUACCGCGGCAACUUGGAGUCGUUCAUGAAGCAGGUGCCCGAGGCGCGCUCCUACUACACCCUCGAGCCCCAGGAGGACUACACUUUCAAGUUCCCCGACCCUCCUCUGCUCGAAGGUGUCAAGACUAAGGAGAAGAGUUUGCUCAAGAUGCGCAAAGUUGGAUUCCAGUACCCUACCCAGCCUACCCAGCAGCUCUACGACAUCACCCUUCAAGUCUCACUCUCUUCCCGUGUGGCCGUCCUCGGUCCCAACGGUUCCGGCAAGUCCACCCUCGUCAAGUUGCUCAUCGGUGACUUGGAGCCCAACAAGGGCGGUGAGAUCUGGAAGCACCCUAACUUGGUCAUUGGUUAUGUCGCGCAGCACGCGUUCCACCACAUCGACAACCAUCUCGACAAGACCCCGCUCGAGUACAUGCUGUGGCGUUACCAGACCGGUGAGGACUUGGAGGAGAUGAUGAAGGCCAACCGCCAAAUCUCCGAGGAGGAGCUGCAGAAGAUGAAGGACGGAUCCAUUGUUGUUGUCGAGGGACAGAAGCGCACGAUUGACGAGAUCCUCACUCGUAAGAAGCUGAAGCAGUCGUACGAGUACGAGGUCUCCUUCAAGAACAUGAGCUCCACGGAGAAUAUCUGGAUGUCCCGUGAUGAGCUCAUCAAGCGUGGCUUCGAGAAGAAGGUCAUUGAGGUUGACACUCGCGAGGCUCAGCGUCUCGGUCUGCUGCGCCCCCUUGUGCGUCGCGAGAUCGAGAAGCACUUCGCCGACUUCGGUCUAGAGCCCGAGUUCGUCUCUCACAACUCAAUGCGUGGUCUGUCCGGUGGUCAGAAGGUCAAGGUCGUGCUCGGUGCUGCUACGUGGCGCCGGCCCCAUGUCAUCUGCAUGGACGAGCCUACCAACUACCUCGACCGGGAGUCGCUCGCUGCCCUCAUCUCUGCACUCAAGGUCUUUGAGGGUGGUGUGCUUGUCAUCACGCACAACCGUGACUUCUCGGAGUCCCUCUGCAAGGAAGUCUGGGCUAUGCGCGACGGCCACCUCGAGGCAUCUGGCCAUAACUGGGUCGAGGGUCAGGGAGCCGGCCCCCGCAUUGACAAGGGCAACGGAGAGGAGGAGGACAAGUACGACGCUAUGGGUAACAAGAUCGAGGUCAACAAGAAGAAGAAGAUGACCUCUGCGGACGCACGGAAGGCCAAGAAGGAGCGCAUGGCACGUAGAAAGCGCGGCGAGGAGGUCUUCACCGACGAGGAGCUAUGAGGUGGUUGAGGAUCUUGCGCCUGUUACGACCGUUAUGAUUUCACUCUUUCCGUGUGUGUGCUCUAGUGUGUCCGCUGUGUCAUGUCAAUGGUCUCUUUCUCUUGUAUUCUCGCAUGUCUCCAUAGGGUCGUAUAAUACUUCAUGUUUGUCGCUAUGUGAUAUUUAUGACUGUCAUUGCACGUUUCUCU